Messenger RNA from Diachasmimorpha longicaudata, 1701 nucleotides. RefSeq lists its product as uncharacterized. NCBI's taxonomy places the organism in Eukaryota, Metazoa, Arthropoda, Insecta, Hymenoptera, Braconidae. Bases 1 to 1701 code for a protein of 566 amino acids. The transcript is spliced from 3 exons. The record is from RefSeq and is a predicted model, not a curated record. Gene Ontology annotation, molecular function: nucleic acid binding; zinc ion binding.
AUGGACUCGAAGGACGGAGAUCGAGAGAUGAUUGCCGCCUCGGCGGAGACUCUGAAUGCCGCUGCUGCGGAGACUGACGUGACGAAGCAGGAGAUGGAAGUCCCUGUAAUUACUACAGAGACUUCAGUUGAAACCCCCAAAGGGGGACCUUCAGAGGCAGCAGCCCUAAUGUGGUCCCCACUCACAGCAUACCGUCAGGAGAUUUGGGCUCUGGACAGACAAAGCCCUGGCUUUAUAAGUGCCCUCAACACCUCGGCAACUUCUUUACUGAAUCAGUUGCCAGAGCACCCUCCCAGACAAAUGCCUCCAUUCCCCAUGGAGGAGAUUCCACCUUGCUGCGAGGAGAUCCAAGCUCCUGAACCUCAACACGAACCAAACCUGGUUCCUAGUCAGGACGAUCCACCCUUGGACAACGUGGAUCAAGUCGAAGAACCGGCGCUGCCCCAACUAUCCAUCUUGCCACCUAGAGUGGAGUUAUUCCUAAACGUCCCCAGCCCUGAAAACCCUGCUCAAGGUACCACACCCAGUACGCUUGAGAGCUCACCCGCUCCCAAUCCCCUACCUCCUGUCCCAGAAAAUAACUCCCCUAACCUAUCCCUAUCCCUUGAACCUACCUGUGCCCCGAUACCUGCCAACCCAUCGGAGGAGCCCAUAGGACCUACUCACCAACAAGCUAGGUCUUUCAAAUUGCCUCCAUUCGACAUGGUCGAGGAGGAGACGCCAGUGGAUGUCCUGGAGCUGCAUGCUCAGGAAGACAUUCUGGAGGAUACACCUUCAUCUCGAGCCUGGGGAAACCUCCCAUCACCAUCAGGAGAACCUUCCCUCGAGAGUACCCCUCCACUCAGAGAACCCACACCCAUGGAGACCGACUCAACGGAGAGUCCCCGAGCAAGGCCAUACCCGACCACCAAGAAGGCCGUGCGCUGCCACAGGUGUCGAGAGCGAGGACAUGGUUGGCCCAAUUGUCCAAGCACCUCCACUCACCUCUUCUGCAUCGUGUGUGGAGCUUGGGGCGUUGAUACGUUUGCCUGCCCUCGCAAAGACCCUCGUCAUGAGGAAGCCAGGAAGAGGUUGACUCGUCUAGGGGCAUCACCAGCCGAGAUCCCUCCACCCACGAGGUCCAGCAACCCACCCAGAGACCGAGCCACGGUUCCCAAGUACCCGUUGCACGGAGAGCAAAGCUGCUCCACAACGGCAACUCGAGUUGGUAACACAACACCAAUCUCCCCGAGUCAACGACAGUCUCUCUCCACGAGGCUUCAACGAGCCCGAGAAACCACCACCACGGAGGCUACUCCCAAACCCAUGGCCAUCGAGAACUUGGACCACUCCAUGAGCAGACCACCUGCUAGAACAUCAAUAUCAACCGAUGAAGCGGCAGUCAACUGGGCAUCCCUUAUUGAUGAUCCACCCUUGGAGAGUUGUGCCCCAACCCCAACAGCUCCUGAAGCCACAACCUCACCCUCUACUGAUCCCUUCGCCAGCCUAAGAACUGACGACGCUCUACGGCCAACCUCCUUAGCCAUCCCAAUACAGAGGAUAGAGCCGACCACUGAAUGCUCAUCCGGAGGACGAGAGGACCACAGGGAGUGGAAUUUAGAAAUGAGAGAAAUAUUGAGGAAUCACUAUGUUGAUCCCAGCAGAAUGCCCACUAUGGAGAACAUCGAGAGGAAGCCGCCGACGAUAAAAAUUAUGUUUUGA